AUGUCGAGACUAGUUGAAACCGUGGCAAAGAUUGCAUUACCAGUAGGUAUUGCUGUAAGUGCACUUCAAUAUUCCAUGUACGAUGUCAAAGGUGGCAGUCGUGCUGUGAUCUUUGAUAGACUCAGCGGUGUUCAAAAGCAGGUAGUUGGCGAAGGUACACAUUUCUUGAUGCCUUGGUUGCAGAAAGCUAUUGUGUACGAUAUAAGAACCAAACCAAAAAGCAUCGCUACAAAUACAGGUACCAAAGACUUACAAAUGGUAUCCCUAACGCUGAGAGUUCUACACAGGCCUGAUGUCCUGAGAUUGCCUAACAUCUAUCAAAACUUGGGCUUAGAUUACGAUGAAAGAGUUCUGCCAUCCAUUGGAAAUGAGGUAUUAAAGGCCAUAGUGGCAAGGUUCGAUGCCGCGGAAUUGAUUACUCAAAGAGAAUUAGUUAGUCAAAGAAUCAGGGAUGAACUAUCCCAUCGUUCGAGUGAGUUUGGCAUUCAACUUGAAGACGUCUCGAUUACUCACAUGACUUUUGGGCCCGAGUUCACCAAGGCUGUUGAGCAGAAACAGAUUGCCCAACAAGAUGCGGAAAGAGCAAAAUUCCUCGUUGAAAAGGCUGAACAAGUUAGAAACGCAAGCGUUAUUAGAGCAGAGGGAGAAGCUGAGUCUGCUGAGUGCAUUUCAAGAGCCCUGGCAAAAGCUGGUGACGGCUUGUUGCUAAUCAGAAGGCUAGAAGCAUCAAAAGAUAUUGCACAGACACUAGCAAAUUCACCCAAUGUGACUUAUUUGCCAAGCUCUUCGGCAAGUGGCAGCGACGGUACUCCAAAUUCCCUGUUGCUCAACGUUGGUCGAUAA
Zygotorulaspora mrakii is the source of this 843-nucleotide messenger RNA. It is a transcript of the gene PHB1, whose product is annotated as prohibitin subunit PHB1. The record is from RefSeq and is a predicted model, not a curated record. NCBI's taxonomy places the organism in Eukaryota, Fungi, Ascomycota, Saccharomycetes, Saccharomycetales, Saccharomycetaceae. Gene Ontology annotation, biological process: mitochondrion organization. Gene Ontology annotation, cellular component: membrane; mitochondrion. The coding region runs from base 1 to 843 and encodes 280 amino acids. The transcript has a single exon.